This is a messenger RNA of Closterium sp. Naga37s-1, 594 nucleotides long. The record is from the annotation of a GenBank genome assembly. Lineage: Eukaryota; Viridiplantae; Streptophyta; Zygnematophyceae; Desmidiales; Closteriaceae.
AUGCAAGGGAUAAAGGACGUCAGCUGGCUGUCACGCGGCGACGCGAUCCAGCGGCUCGCGGCUGUACUUCCUGCGACUAUUGUUGUGCUUUGGGAGCACGACAAAGACGCCUACAAGACGGUCACCAGCUUCAAGUUUCACUUCUUCUUGUUCUUCCUGGCAGAUGUGCUCAAGGAGCUCAACGAACUGAACCAGAAGUUUCAGCGGCGGACGGUGGACAUCACCCGUGUGACCGCCAUGGUGCACAACACGGCAGGAAGGCUACGUGCUCGCUACAUUGAAUACGGCGUGAACUACGCCGAGGACAGUCACUUGCUGAGCCGCUUCCUGGAGGAGCAUGGCCCCACUUCCAAGAGGGAGGUUACGGUAUCAGGCACGGAUGGGGAAGGCAAUCCAGUCACCCACAAACUCGAUCUUCAUGAGGAAGCAAUCAAGGGUCAGAAGUCCAAGCGCGACAUGGAGUCUUGCAUCUCUGUCACUUCCCUGUUUGCGCAGGAAGUGGUAAAGCACCUCCUCAAGCGGAUGGAGAGCCUUGAUUCGCUCGUCGGCGCGAAGCUGUUUCUGCCUGACGCUUACCCCGAUGGCUCUGCGUAG